Pongo pygmaeus (Bornean orangutan) is the source of this 9031-nucleotide messenger RNA. RefSeq names its product SP140 like nuclear body protein (gene SP140L). Gene Ontology annotation, molecular function: DNA binding; protein binding; DNA-binding transcription factor activity, RNA polymerase II-specific. Bases 145 to 1866 code for a protein of 573 amino acids. Gene Ontology annotation, biological process: regulation of transcription by RNA polymerase II. Lineage: Eukaryota; Metazoa; Chordata; Mammalia; Primates; Hominidae. The transcript has 18 exons. The record is from RefSeq and is a predicted model, not a curated record. Gene Ontology annotation, cellular component: nucleus.
UUUGGGCAGAAACCUCUGAGGGUGAGUCAGUCUGUCGGCCGACUUCCUGCUCCAGGUCUGGGCAGCCACACUGCAUGCGGGCUGGGCCGACUGGGGAGCUCAUAGGCCAGGCUCUGAGACCCAGGCAGGGCCUAGGGUGGGACGAUGGCAGGUGAGGGCAGCAACCUGAGCACCAGGCUGUUCACGGAAGACCAGAAUGUAGAUGAGGGACUUGUCUAUGACACCGUAUUCACGCACUUCAAAAGACAUAAGCUGGAGAUUUCAAAUGCAAUAAAAAAGACAUUUCCAUUCCUUGAGGGCCUCCGUGAUCGUGAACUCAUCACAGAUAAAAUGUUUGAAGAUUCUGAAGAUUCUUGUAGAAACCUGGUCCCUGUACAAAGAGUGGUGUACAAUGUUCUCAGUGAACUGGAGAAGACAUUUAACCUGUCAGUUCUGGAAGCACUGUUCAGCGAGGUCAACAUACAGGAAUACCCCGAUUUAAUUCACAUUUAUAAAAGCUUCAACAAUGCAAUCCAAGACAAAUUGUCUUUCCAAGAAAGUGAUCGAAAAGAAAGGAAAGAGAGGCCUGACAUCAAACUAAGUCUUGAACAAGGAGCAGAGCGACCAGCAUGUGAAAAUGAGAAGUGUUCCUAUGUCAUGUGUUUCUCAGGAGAAGUGCCAGAAAGCCCGGAAGCAAGGAAGGAAAGUGACCAAGCAUGUGGCAAAAUGGAUACUGUGGAUAUUGCAAACAACUCCACUUUGGGAAAACCCAAGAGGAAAAGAAGAAAAAAGGGGCAUGGCUGGAGCAAAAUGAGAACGAGAAGGCAGAAAAACAGCCAACAAAAUGUUAACAGCAAAGCUGAUGGCCAGCUGGUCUCAAGUGAAAAGAAGGCGAACGUGAAUCUGAAAGACCUUUCCAAGAUUAGGGGGAGAAAGAGAGGCAAACCUGGAACCCGCUUCACUCAGAGUGACAGAGCUCCACAGAAAAGAGUUCGAUCAAGAGCUUCAAGAAAGCACAAAGAUGAAACUGUGGAUUUUCAGGCUCCUUUACUUCCAGUGACCUGUGGUGGGGUGAAGGGAAUUUUACAUAAGGAGAAAUUGGAACAAGGAACCUUCGUGAAGUGUAUACAGACUGAGGAUGGAAAUUGGUUCACCCCCAGGAAAUUUGAAAUCAAAGGAGGCUACGCAAGAUCAAAGAACUGGAGGCUGAGUUUGCGCUGUGGCGGGUGGCCCCUACGACGGCUGAUGGAGGAAGGAUUUCUACCUAAUCCUCCAAGAAUAUAUUACAGUAACAAAAAGAGAAUACCGAAGUCUCAAAACAAUAGCUCAGUUGACCGUUGUAUGAGAAACUUGGAUGAGUGUGAGGUGUGCCGGGACGGAGGGGAGCUGUUCUGUUGUGACACUUGUUCAAGAGUCUUCCAUGAGGACUGCCACAUCCCGCCUGUGGAAAGUGAGAAGACCCCGUGGAGUUGCAUCUUCUGCAGGAUGAACAAGUCUCCAGGAAGCCAACAGUGUUGUCAGGAAUCUGAGGUCCUGGAGAGGCAGAUGUGUCCUGAGGAACAGUUGAAAUGUGAGUUCCUCCUCUUGAAAGUCUAUUGCUGUUCUGAGAGCUCCUUUUUUGCCAAGAUUCCAUACUAUUAUUAUAUUAGAGAGGCGUGUCAAGGCCUGAAGGAGCCCAUGUGGUUGGAUAAAAUCAAGAAAAGGCUGAAUGAGCACGGUUACCCCCAAGUGGAGGGGUUUGUACAAGACAUGCGCCUCAUCUUCCAGAACCACAGGGCCUCUUACAAGUACAAGGAUUUUGGCCAAAUGGGACUUAGACUGGAGGCUGAAUUUGAGAAGGAUUUCAAGGAAGUGUUUGCUAUUCAGGAAACAAAUGGGAACAGUUGACUGGUUUAGUGGAUGCUGAAGGCCUUCAGGAAAUAUGCCACUGGUUUGCCACUGACUUCAAACUGAGAGCGCUUGGGAAAUAGCACAUGCAGGGAGGGGCUUUUCUCUGAGCCUCCCUCAUCUGCCCAAAGACAAAUGCUCAAAAGAAAUGUGAUCAUCAUGAAUCCCAUCCCCAAGAAUCUCAUCAGCCAGGGAAGAGGAACUGAAAUCACAGGGAAGGAGAUUGGAGGUGAUACCAGCACAGACAGACUCUCGCCUCUUCUCCUGAGGUCUGCUCCAGACAACAUUUAUUACUCACAAGACCUUUUUCCUCUGUUUUUUUUGAGAUGGAGUCUCACACUCUCUCCCGGGGUUAGAAUGCAAUGGCGCAAUCUCAGCUCACUGCAACCUCUGCCUCCCGGGUUCAAGUGAUUCUCCUGUCUCAGCCUCCCGAGUAGCUGGGAUUACAGUGCUUGUCACCAUGCCCAGCUAAUUUUUUGCAUUUUUAGUACAGACGGGGUUUCGCUAUGUUGGCCAGGCUGGUCUCAAACUCCUGACCUCAUGAGCCACCCGCCUCGGCCUCCCAAAGUGCUGGGACGUGACAGGAGUGAGCCACCACGCCUGGCCACUCGCAAGACCUUUUAUCUGAAAACCAGCCAAACUUUAUUCACAACACACUUCUUCCCUUCACUCUCCCACUUCUGUGGCCGACUCCCUGCAGAACUCCCAAACAGCCGUUCUUUUCAAUAGCUCACGAUGGUGUAUGAGUGUCCAUCAUCUGACCCUUCUUGGAGUCUCAUAUUUCGUGGGACUCCUGUGAAAACAUAUAUUUUUAAAAUUUUUUUCCUCCUGUUAAUCUACUUACGUCAAUUUAAUUCAUUCGUAGCUCAGCCAAAGAACCUAGCAGGGUAGAGAUGCUCCCCUGCAAAGCAGUAGGCAUCCUGGCACCAUCUCCUCUUCUGGCCAGGUCUUUUCAUCCCCAGCUGCUGAGUGGUGGCUGCUGAUGCCAGCAGUCCCCAGAGUAUUGCCCUUGGUUAAAUGGAAUCAGCUUCACCUGGAAGUGACGCCCCAUGGCCUGAGGCCGGCCCCUUUGCCUCAAAGCAGGACCAAGGGUGUGGUGUGCGGCUACCACGUGCUCCCAGGUAUCAGGCUGGAGCUAGUCUCUAGCUGUGGCCACGUCCUGGCUUAGCUUUUGCCCACAUGAUGAGCUUCCCCCACUCCCUUCUGAGCGAAUGUUCACCAUCAAUCUCUUGCUUAAGGGACUUCAUCCCAGAAUGUGCUUCUGGGGAAUGCAACCUAAAGUAACAGCCCCAGGAAGCGAGCUCUGAGGACAGGAUUCUGGAGUUGGAUCACUGUCUAGCCCAAUGGUGCUAGGCAGAAUAUGGAUAGCCCCAGAAGUGCUAUCACUGAGCAGUUGCCCAAAUUUUCACCUGUAGUAAAUUAGAUGAGCUGCAGGUCAAGCUAUUUUAGUACACCUAUGUACUAAAAUACCUGGUACGAUUGUCUGGUAUUUAAGAAGUGAGGAAAAGUAACUAUAAGAAAUAUGGGUUUUGGUGGGUAUUACUAAGUGCCAUUAAUGUCUUGAAAAGAGUAAAUGACAGGCUUAGAUCUAUUCAUUACCAACCUAAAGAGAAGAGACCCUCAUACCUGGAGCUGGAAGGCAGACAGCAAGGAAGGUCUGGUACAGACCUGAUUUUAUGAAUCACAGAACUUCAGAGAACACUGAAUUCUAAGCUCAGGAUGGUCUCUUAUGCCAAAGUCAAGGCCUUAAAACUCAGCAUGGGGCUAUCUAGAUAGAUGUACAUGAGAACUUUGAACUCCAGAUGCCCCCUGAACCUACUGGGUUUUCAGAAAAGUCCUCUUGCCCCUUGUUGGAAGAGAGAGCUACCACCCCCACCCAACUCCCAAUUUUUGUGGAAUGAAGACUGUGUAGAGACCACUCAGGACAAAGCAAGUGAACAGUCAUGGGCAGGGUGGCAAAGUGAAGAGAGGGUUUAUCCUCCGAAGGAGCUGUAGGACUGGCCAGCGUGCAUCAGCAGGAGCAAGGAGAUUGUGUCUGGGAGUGGAUCCUGGUCCAGGAAGGGUGAAAUGUGAAACCAGAUAAGUGAGAAUUAUUGACAAAAGGGCAUGAUUCUCUACUACAGAGUUUAACUAGCCUGGCAUGGCCCAAAGGUGAUGAUUCCGAUAUACUCCUGGGUGGCUCCUAGAGACUUAGUAUAAGACAUGGUACACAUUAAGUCAAGUGGAAGCAGAGAUGCCAGAACUACUGUGGCAGAGUCUGGGAAAAGGGGUCCCAAGGAUAGGGAAGUUGGUGUGCUAGAAUAACUCUGCACUCUACAACUGGAGAAUCCGUCCAUCAGGCGACUGAGUUCCUCCAAAGGGGAACACUACUAAUGUGUCUCAGACACUAACUAAGGGGAGAAGGAAUGCACUGCUGACGGGGCAGCACAUCCUUGAGAAGGUCAAUGGUGGCUGUCCCCUGAAGGCCAGAAUAAUGCUAGAGAUGUUUUACAGAACUGGAUCCCCCAGUAGUGAGCAAAAUGAUAGAAUUCCAGAAUAACAGAGGCCAAGUGGCAGCAUUUAACUGUGAGGGCAAGAUAAAGUAAUUUCCCUAAUGGGCAUGAAUGUUAGAGUGACAGCUGGGAGGCCUGGUCUGUAGGUGUCCAUGAAGAUGGCUAGUAGGACAUGCUGUUCCUCUAGGCAAGACACAUAUUGCUUUAGACAUAUAAUCAAAAGAGAUUGAAAAUAGAUGAGCAGAAGGCUGAGGUCAGCUAUCUAAAGGUAAAGUCUUAGACCCCUUGCCCAGCUUCCAAACCUCAGCCAGUUCUCAGUGGAAUCCAGAACCCACUGAUGGAAAUGAGGGCAGUUUCUCAUAAGGAAGAACUUUGUAAGUGUGCACAGCACUGAUUCCCUCAAGUUUUCACGGGAGGGCUCUAUGGCCAAAUUUUUCGAGUAACUCACAUGCUGGGGAAAGGAAAAUACACAGAUCUUUCAAGGGAUGUUACAAUAUCACAGUUGAUGCUAAUCCCUGGGGACUCAAAGCCCUUUCGUAGCCCCUGUUAGAGUAGAGUAUGUGGAGGUGAGGUAAUGUCCAUCUCACAAUGGGCCCUCUGAAUCCACAGAGCCACCCAGCAAUCAUUUCCCCAUUUCCUGAAUGUAUAAUCAGGGUAUACAUUCAUACGUACAUCAUAAAAUAUAGCAAUUGGCUGACCUGGUUCCUUAACCUCUGGUUUCCUAACCUAUGAAAUAACAAUGACUGUCUCAGGGAAGGCCAAGCAGAAGCCUCUGAAACUGAAGUUUCAUGGUGAAAAAAAGUAUGUUAAAAGCAAUAUCACAUUCUUGGAGAAUGAUAGAAAUUAGUGCCACCUACAAAGACAUGAAGGAGGCAGGAUUGUUAUCCCAGUUACACCUCCAUUUUAAUUCAGCAGUCUGCCCUCUGGUAUCUCCUGGUGGUUCAUGCUGCUAAAUGGCUCCUAAACCUUAACCAAGGAGUAGCCCCUAUUACAGUUGCCGUGCCAAACGUGGUAUCUUUAUUAUAACGGGUUAGCACAGCCUUAGCAAGUGAUACGCAACUAUUAAUAUGGAAAUGCCACUUUUACAGUCCCACCAACAGUGUAAAAGUGUUCCUAUUUCUCCACAUCCUCUCCAGCACCUGUUGUUUCCUGACUUUUUAAUGAUUGCCAUUCUAACUGGUGUGAGAUGGUAUCUCAUUGUGGUUUUGAUUUGCAUUUCUCUGAUGGCCAGUGAUGGUGAGCAUUUUUUCAUGUGUUUUUUGGCUGCAUAAAUGUCUUCUUUUGAGAAGUGUCUGUUCAUGUCCUUCGCCCACUUUUUAAUGGGGUUGUUUGUUUUUUUCUUGUAAAUUUGUUGGAGUUCAUUGUAGAUUCUGGAUAUUAGCCCUUUGUCAGAUGAGUAGGUUGCGAAAAUCUUCUCCCAUUUUGUAGGUUGCCUGUUCACUCUGAUGGUAGUUUCUUUUGCUGUGCAGAAGCUCUUGAGUUUAAUUAGAUCCCAUUUGUCAAUUUUGGCUUUUGUUGCCAUUGCUUUUGGUGUUUUAGACAUGAAGUCCUUGCCCAUGCCUAUGUCCUGAAUGGUAAUGCCUAGGUUUUCUUCUAGGGUUUUUAUGGUUUUAGGUCUAACAUUUAAGUCUUUAAUCCAUCUUGAAUUGAUUUUUGUAUAAGGUGUAAGGAAGGGAUCCAGUUUCAGCUUUCUACAUAUGGCUAGCCAGUUUUCCCAGCACCAUUUAUUAAAAAGGGAAUCCUUUCCCCAUUUCUUGUUUUUGUCAGGUUUGUCAAAGAUCAGAUACUUGUAGAUAUGUGGCAUUAUUUCUGACGGCUCUGUUCUGUUCCAUUGAUCUAUAUCUCUGUUUUGAUACCAGUACCAUGCUGUUUUGGUUACUGUAGCCUUGUAGUAUAGUUUGAAGUCAGGUAGCGUGAUGCCUCCAGCUUUGUUCUUUUGGCUUAGGAUUGACUUGGCGAUGCGGACUCUUUUUUGGUUCCAUAUGAACUUUAAAGUAGUUUUUUCCAAUUCUGUGAAGAAAGUCAUUGGUAGCUUGAUGGGGAUGGCAUUGAAUCUGUAAAUUACUUUGGGAAGGAUGGCCAUUUUCAUGAUAUUGAUUCUUCCUACCCAUGAGCAUGGAAUGUUCUUCCAUUUGUUUGUAUCCUCUUUUAUUUCCUUGAGCAGUGGUUUGUAGUUCUCCUUGAAGAGGUCUUUCACAUCCCUUGUAAGUUGGAUUCCUAGGUAUUUUAUUCUCUUUGAAGCAAUUGUGAAUGGGAGUUCACUCAUGAUUUGGCUCUCUGUUUGUCUGUUAUUGAUGUAUAAGAAUGCUUGUGAUUUUUGCACAUUGAUUUUGUAUCCUGAGACUUUGCUGAAGUUGCUUAUCAGCUUAAGGAGAUUUUGGGCUGAGACAAUGGGGUUUUCUAGAUAUACUAUCAUGUCAUCUGCAAACAGGGAAUACUCUGCAGCCAUAAAAAAUGAUGAGUUCACGUUCUUUGUAGGGACAUGGAUGAAAUUGGAAAUCAUCAUUCUCAGUAAACUAUCGCAAGAACAAAAAACCAAACACCGCAUAUUCUCACUCAUAGGUGGGAAUUGAACAAUGAGAACACAUGGACACAGGAAGGGGAACAUCACACUCUGGGGACUGUUGUGGGGUGGGGGGAGGGGGGAGGGAUAGCACUGGGAGAUAUACCUAAUGCUAGAUGACGAGUUGGUGGGUGCAGCGCACCAGCAUGGCACAUGUAUACAUAUGUAACUUACCUGCACAUUGCGCACAUGUACCAUAAAACCUAAAGUAUAAUAAUAAUAAUAAUAAUAAUAAUAAAAGAAAAAAAAAUAUGGAAAUGCCACUUUUAAAGGAUCCAGCAGGAUGUAGGUUGAGAAGAAAUUCACAUUCUCAAGGAUUGGACAACAGUAUAUCUUUAUAGUCUUGCUCCAGGGCAAGGUGAAUCCUGCUUUGUGUUACAAUAUAGCCUUUCUGGACACUCUGCAAUACAUUACAUUGGUCAACUGUAUUGAUGACAGUAUGUUCAUGAGCCUGAUAAGCGAGAAAUGUUGACUAUUCUGAAUGACUUAGUAAGUCAUAAACACUGCAGAUGGUGGGAGAGAAAUGUUACAAAGAUACAGAGAUGUGCCACAUAGGUAAGCUUUCAGGGGUUCAAUGGUCUGGAGCGCGUCAGAGCAUCCCCUCCAAAGCUCCAAGCUGUUGCACUUCAUACCUCCUACCACUAAGAAACCCAGAGCUUGGUGGUCCUCUCCACAUGAGGAGAAUCACCGUGGUUGACAUUCUGAUGAAAGUGAUUCUAGGCUUUGUAAUGUGGUUGUGUGUUUGGGAGGCAGGAAGUGGGGAGGCAGUGGGCAUACCAUCUUAAUAAAUAAAAAUGUGCUAAUCAAUGUUUUUCACUUAACAAUAUAAGAUGGACAUUGUCACAUCAGUAAAUACAGCUCUACAUCAUCCGUGCCAUACCUUUCAUUUAUCCUCAAAACUGAAUGACAGUUGGCUCUUUAGUUAUUUUUGGUCUGGUAAGCAUAGUAAUUUGUACUGAGAGGCAGCACAGGCUAGCAUUCAGGAGCACAGCCUCUGUAAGUAGAAGCCCAGUUCCUGCACUUCUCCACUUGCUGACGGUGUGUCCUUGGGCAAGCUACUCAUCCUUCCCCUGUACACUUUCAUCUGUAAAAAGGAGACACUAGUAGUAAAUAGCUUGCUGGAUUAUUGUGAGGAUUAAUGAGUUAAUAUUUAUUAUGCACUUUGAAAGCAUCUGGCCCUCCAUGCAAUACAUAUGUAAUAAACAAGCAAACUUAAAAGAUUAACAUAAACACCUUUGUAUCAAUUCAGGCUCUUUGCUGUCAAGAGAAACCCAAUAUAUACCCAAAAGAAUAGAAAUCAUUCUAUGAUAAAGAUACAUGCAUGUGUAUAUUCAUUGCAGCACUAUUCGCAAUAGCAAAAACAUUCAAUCAACCCAAAUGCAUAUCAGUGAUAGACUGGAUAAAGAAAAUGUGGUAUGUAUACACCAUAGAAUACUAUACAGCCAUAAAAGGAAACUAGAUCAUGUCCUUUGCAGGGGCAUGGAUGGAGCUCGAAGCCAUUACCCUUAGCAGACUAAUGCAGGAACAGAAAAUCAAGCACCAUAUGUUCUCACUUAUAAGUGGGAGCUGAACAAUGAGAACACAUGGACAUAGGGAGGGGAACAACAUACUGGGGCCUGUUGUUUGGGGCAGGGGAAGGGAGAGGAUCAGGAUAAAUAGCUAAUGCAUGCAGGGCUUCAUACCUUGGUGAUGGGUUGAUAGGUGGAGCAAACCACCAUGGCACAUAUUUACCUGUGUAACAAACCUGCAUGUCCUGCACAUGUAUCCCAGAGCUUAAAAUUAAAUUAAAUUUAGAAAAAAAAAAAAGAAUCCAAUGUGAAAGAAUCCAAUCACAAAAGACAACAUAAUUUAUUAUUCCAUUUAUAUGAAAUGUUUAGAAUAGGUAAAUCCAUAGAGACAGAUUGAUUGGUGGUUGCCUAAUGCUGGGAGGUUGAGGGGAAAUGGGUAUGUGGUUUCUUUUUAUGGUGACAAAAAUGUUCUGAAAUUGAUUGUGGUGAUGUUAAAAAGCCCUGUGAACAUACUAUAUAACUUUUAAUUGUACAAUUUAAAUGGGUAAAUCAUAUGGUAUGUUAAUUGUAUCUCAAUAAAGCUGUUAAAAAAAUUUAAAAAA